UUUAAUACUGUGAUGAAGGAUACACAACAAGCACUAAACAGUUUAGCAAAAGAGGAGAACAAAACAGCACAGCAGAUAGAAUCGAAGUUCCUUGAUUCUUGGGCAAAAAAUUGGCUUAAGCAGGAUCUAGACGAAUAUCUGCAGGAUAUAGAAUCGAAGUUCCUCGAUUCUUGGGCAAAAAAUUGGCUUAAGCAGGAUCUAGACGAAUAUCUGCAGGAUGUUAGCGAGCUUAAAAAGCGCCGACUCGACAAGGAUGGUCUAGCACAAUCAGCUAACAAUCGUGAAGCAGAUGAUAAUUAUGUGCAGCAGUUGCAAAAAGUUCAAGGCAAUAUAAGUCAUCUGAAAGCACACUACAGGAAGACAGCGGAUGCUACCAGACAAUUGAUUACUAUACUGGAGGAUCACUUUGACAAGUGCGCCGACAUGACGGAAAGUCGCUUAGAGCACGCCAAAAAGGCGUAA
Molecule: messenger RNA, 462 nt
Organism: Gongylonema pulchrum
Lineage: Eukaryota; Metazoa; Nematoda; Chromadorea; Rhabditida; Gongylonematidae
Source: the annotation of a GenBank genome assembly